CACAGAGAGUGACAUAGUCGAAAGAACUUUUUUUGUUUUGUGUUUUGAAUAUUAAAAACAUUUACCUCUACAUCUUCUCAAUAAAUCGAAAUCAUGUUUAUUUACUUGAGCCAGCUCAUCAUUUUAUGCAUAAUGCUUGUGAAUAUCAAGUGUGCUUCAGCUGUCUCGUGUGGGCAUGCAGUAACAAAGAGCUUCAAAGAAGCCAACCAAACUCGGUACUGCGAACACAUGUCUCAGUUUGCUGGCUGUCUACAUUCUCAGAUCAUCUCCUUGGGGUCUCCCUUUGGGAAGAAGAUGAACCAGAACAUCGUGAAAGCCGUCAAUGCCGGAGUCAAAAAGGUCUGUCACGUAGAUUGCCAACAGUUUAGAGUGAAACCAGAGGUACGCAUUGAGAGAGCCAAGCCGUCAAUAGGUGAAGGCGUCAAGUUGUGUGCAUUUGACUUCCUGGUCAAAGUGGGCUUCAACAGACAAAAACUAUGCAGAAAACUAACGGACGUCGUGAGAUGUGUAAUCUUGACGUGGAGUCCCGAAGAUGACGUAGUGACCAAUGACGUUCUUGACAUUGGGACGUACCUUGUUUCUAAAGCAUUGAAAAUGACAUAUGGCAUUGAAUGUCACCAAUCACUCAUUGAGACAAGGCUAACAAAUAAAUGUGUAGGGAGCAGGCAAACACGAUCAUAUGUUUAGACAGUUUUGUAUAAACCAUCUUAUUGAAAUUUAUUUUCACUUUUUGUUCUGUUAGAUUUUAUUUUGUUUUUUUAAUAAUACGAUAAUUGUCACAUUGUAACAGGCGCAUUUCACUCAGAUAUAAUUCAUAAAGUAGGCCUAUAUCUUAAUACCUCUUAAUAUGUUUUUAUCAUAAAUAACUACACAACUAAUGUGUAAGCAAUUUAAGUGAUGUAUGCGAUAAUUUUUGUUAUUACCAGUUCUGGAUUUACCAAUCGGCAACAUACAAAACUAUAGCUUAGGGCCCCCACUUGCCGGUGGGCCCCUCAAAAAUUGUUUUGAAGAAAAAGCAAAGAAAUAAAUUGCCUUAUAUUGAUAACAAGGGGCCUCAUAAAAGGCUAAUAUCUCGAAUAGCUUAGGGCCUUAUCAAGUCGAAAUCCGGCCCUUGUUGUUACAAGACAAAGUCAAACAUAAGCUAUAAUUAGAUAUACACUCUCGUAAUCCACCUGUUUUAAUAUAAAACUUGAUAUAUGUUUUUAAAUAGUAAUAUAGAUACAGCAGCCUACUAAAGCUCCUGUACAAUUUGUUUUUCAUAUGUGUAGGCCUACAUGUUGCAUUAGCCAUUUGGAUUUUAUAUAUCGAAGUUCUGUGUAUUAACAAAUGGUAUAGUCACUGAAUAGUGUUAUUUAAUUAGAGCAAAAGUAAUAGCAUUCAAGGUAAACUAUGUACAUCUAUUUUUUUUAAUUCUUAGAAGACCAUGUUUACUAAGGACCGGACACUUUUGCCUUUUUUAAAAAAAAUACAUACAAUACAUACAAUAAUUACAUUAUUUUCACUUUUUUCAUUGAAUCAAUCAUCAUUAGAUAAACUUUUUUUUUUCACAUAUUUACAUUCUCAUAUAAAAUGUGUAUACAUUGUUAUUAAGAAUAAAUGAAUGAACGAAUCAA
Biomphalaria glabrata is the source of this 1613-nucleotide messenger RNA. RefSeq lists its product as uncharacterized. The transcript is spliced from 2 exons. The record is from RefSeq and is a predicted model, not a curated record. NCBI's taxonomy places the organism in Eukaryota, Metazoa, Mollusca, Gastropoda, Planorbidae. The coding region runs from base 94 to 687 and encodes 197 amino acids.